Molecule: messenger RNA, 3657 nt
Organism: Gasterosteus aculeatus aculeatus (three-spined stickleback)
Lineage: Eukaryota; Metazoa; Chordata; Actinopteri; Perciformes; Gasterosteidae
Gene: zbtb39
Product: zinc finger and BTB domain containing 39
Biological process (GO): regulation of transcription by RNA polymerase II
Cellular component (GO): nucleus
Molecular function (GO): protein binding; DNA-binding transcription factor activity, RNA polymerase II-specific
Source: RefSeq, a predicted model, not a curated record
UGCCACUUCCCGUCUGCAGGAGGCGCCUGCGAUGACGUUUUGUUGACAUACGUCACAGAAAUGCGACGGCCGAACAGAACGGUUGUAAAUUUUAUGCGUGACGACCACCAGAAUUCCUUUGAAAACAUAGUGGAAAGAGAGGAGUCUUCGACACCUAGACACGUCUUUUAAAUGGUUGGAUAGUAGCGGACCAGGAGCUGCAGCAGGGAUGAGGAUCCAGCUGCAGGGUCCCGGCCACGCCGCCAGCCUUCUCGCUCAGCUCAACAGCUGCCGCCAGUCUCGACAAUUCUGCGACGUGCUCCUGCAAGUCGGCAACCGCAGAUUCGCGGCGCACCGAGCGGUGCUGGCCUGCGCCGGGACGUACUUCCGUAACCUGUUUGCCCGGGCUCCCUCCUCGCCCACGGCCGCCUUCUCUUUGGAGUUCAUCUCCGCGGCCAACUUCGAGAAGCUGCUGACCUUCGUCUACACGGGGGAGAUUUUGACUGACCUCAUCGAUGUCGGCGUGCUGUACGAGCUGGCAGAGAGGCUGGGCGUCGUUGAGCUGGUGCGGGCCUGUCACGCCACCUUCCCCGACCUGCAGGCCUCCGCGUCCGCGGACUGUAGACCGGGUAGUCCCGGAGACCUCCCCCCGAACUCCAGCGUGGUCGCCGCCGCCGUCGGCGCGGCUUCUGCGUCCUCCUCCUGCUCCUCUCUGUCUUCGCCGGCGGCCCCGACCCCCGCGGCCGCUCCCUCGCCUCUCUUCCAAACCAGGGCCGCCGGGUCCGGCCACGACGCCCGCCCCGGGGCUCUGUCUCUGGACCUGAAGGAGGAGGACGUGCAGUCCCGCGUCGGCUACGGGCAGGUGGCGGCAGGUCGGCGAACACCGGGACGACGCAGCCUCUCAACCGGCGGCCUUUCCGGCCGCUGUGAUGGCGCGCUGCCUGCGGGGCCUGUUCUGCAGCUGAAGGUGGAGCCGGGCCUGGGGGUGGACGAAGGCGGCUGCGAGGUCAGAGACACAGGUGGGCAAAAGGUGUCCCGUUGCACAGGAAGCAGUCCGCCUCAGAGCUGCGGCGAGGCGCCGUCUGACCCCUGCUCCUUCCCGGACUCCUCUGCUCAGCUCGGAGCCGAGGCCUGCGCCCCGACGUCGUCGUCGCGAGAGACGUUAGGCGGCCUGCGGGUGGUGUCCGUGGAAGGCGGCAUGGUGGAGGUGCAGAGGGACGGCACGCAGGUGUUUGAAAAGGUGGAGGAGGGAGGUGUUGUGGAGGAGGAGGAGGCGGAGGAGAGGGAGGCUCUGAAAGGAAACGGGGCCAUGGAGGGAACGGAGGAGGACCAGUGGAGACAGCUGGCAGGGGAGAUCAUCGAGCUGAGCGACGACGAGGACUUCAUGGAGGACGAGGAGGACGAUGAUGAGGACGGGCUUGUGUACGUGGAGAACGGAGGCGGCGGGGGCUCGAGCAGCCAGGUGACGGGGAACAUGCUGCCGUGCAAAGCCUGCGAGGUGCUUCUCCCGGCGGACCCGGAUGCCAUCAGGAGACACGCGGAGACCCACCUGACGGAGCUGGGGCUCUGCAGAGUGUGCGGGGCCUCGUUGCCGGACCGGGACGCCGGCGUCGCCCACUCGCUCUCCCACGUCGGCGUGCAGCUCUUCGCCUGCGACAUGUGUCACUCGCAGUUCUGCAGCCAAAACAAACUGCUGCGCCACCACCGCCAGGCGGCCUCCGGUUACACGAUACCACAGGUGGCGCUGACCAGCAGCGGCCAGAGCCUCGGCCCCGAACUGCAGUGCGCCGUCUGCGCCAAGACCCUCAGCAAGGACUUCCAGGCGGUCAAGGACCACCUGCUGAGCCACGUGUGCCCUCAGAGCCUGAGCUGCGGCGUGUGCCACCUCCCCCAGCUGUCCUCGUGCUCCCUGCUGUGGCACGCCCUCUCCCACCUCUCUCUGCCCGUCUUCACCUGCCCGCACUGCGCCCGCUGCUUCGUGGAGCGCGCCAUGCUGGACCGCCACAUGGCCGCACACGCCGAGGAGGCGGCCGCCACGGAGCGGGAGCAGUUGGCACUGCGGGCUCACCGGGCCGGGGGGGGCGGGGCGGCGGGAGAGGAGGAGCUGCAUUGCUUCCUGUGCCCGCAGACCUUCCCCUCCGCCUCCGCCUUCCAGUACCACCUCGGCCUGCACACCAGCGAGUCGCUGGGGGGCGCGGGAGGCGGCCGGGCCCACGGCUGGCUGGGCAAACGCAAAGCCGACCAGACUCCGGAGUGCCUUCCGUCUUCCUCCUCUCAACGGGAGGCGGGCAGCCUGGUGAAAAUGAGCAGCAUGGGGCUGGGGAUGAGCUUCAGCGUGCCGGAUAAGUUUUUUCAAGGGGCGUCACACGUCGUGCCCCCCGGGGCCCUGACCAACGGGAACUCGGGGCCAGACGGCGGGGUCGGGGCGGCCGGCGUCCGCGGGAAAUGGUACCGGUGCCGCUACUGCGGUAAGUGCUUCGCCCACUCGGGGGAGUUCACCUACCACCUCCGCAUCCACACCGGGGAGAAACCCUACCAGUGCAAAGUGUGCCUGCGCUUCUUCCGCGGCCGCUCCACCAUGAUCUGCCACCUGAAGACGCACGCCGGAGCCCUCAUGUACCGCUGCACCGUCUGCGGCCUUUUCUUCUCCACGCUGAAAAUGGUGUCGUCACACAUGGAGCUCCACACGGACCGCCUGCCGCCGGACUUCAACAUCGAGCAGACCUUCAUGUACAAUGAUCACUCUAAAGAGUCGCUGCCCAAUGCGGACGGCUGACAUGGGCGCCCCCCCCCCCCAACCCCUCCGUCCCUGUUACCUCUCUGACACUUCCUGUGCGUCUGGUUGUCGUGGACCACACACUGCUUAGAAUAGAGUUGGGCUGAAACUAGUGGUUGUUUUCAUCACCCAUUUACAAGAAAAAAAUGUGUUUAUUCAUCGUUUAGUGUGUAAAAUGUCAAAUCUUUGUUGCUCCAAAUGACCGAAUUUUUUUUUUUUUGCGUCUUCCAAAACCCAAAGAAAUUCAGUUGGUAACGAGAUAAAGAAAAGAUUUGUUUGUUUGAUAAACAGAUUACUUAUCGCUCAUCCACAGGCGUGGACCUGUAGGACGUAGUGGACAUUUUACGCAGUCAGAUGCGGUUCACCGAGUCGACCUCUUUGAACUCCGAUGAGAAGAAGCCACUUGGUGGCAGUGUAUCCUGCGUCGGGGAGAGAAGGGAAGCUGGUUGACCGUAACGCAGAACUCAUUUUUAUGUCAGUGGUUGAUCAUUAUUAAAGUAACACCGCCAUCAUAGCAUAGAAAUUAUUUUCCUAGAUUUGCAGCCACUAUUUUCACACUUUUUUAGGUCCGGAAGAUUUUCACUCCAGAGAUAAAUGACCAGUCACAUCAAAUAUUGAAUUGAAUUGGUCAUCUAAACAUACAAUGGUUUUAUUUGUUAUUGAAGAGAUGUUUUUAUGGAUGCUUUGAUUCUAACACACAGUCACAUGUAGCUUUAAUUUGUUAAGAUCAGUUGUGUUCGCGGAAAUUAUUUGUGCCCAUCACAAGUUUGUGUCUUACCUCAUAUUUAUGAUGGCAGUAUUUAUUAUUUGAGUGCGUUUAUAUGUUAACGGUUUCUCAAGCUGUAUGAAUGAAUUGUUCAUGAAAAUAAUUAAAUAAAUGCCUCUCGGAAGACUGUUAUCAA